Messenger RNA from Gallus gallus (chicken), 2219 nucleotides. RefSeq names its product endothelin receptor type B (gene EDNRB). The record is from RefSeq and is marked validated. Lineage: Eukaryota; Metazoa; Chordata; Aves; Galliformes; Phasianidae. Gene Ontology annotation, cellular component: membrane. The transcript has 7 exons. Gene Ontology annotation, biological process: regulation of blood pressure; vasoconstriction; enteric nervous system development. The coding region runs from base 313 to 1632 and encodes 439 amino acids. Gene Ontology annotation, molecular function: endothelin receptor activity.
UUAGCCGCCGGCUUUGGCUGCGCCGCUGACAGCCGCCGGGUCCCUCUGGCCGCGGCGCGGGGCGAGUGGCGGCAGCCGGACGGGGCGGGGAGCGACCGGCGGAGCGCGUUUCCCUCGCUCGGCAGCCGCAGCCCCGUAGGCGGCGGGCGGGGAGACCCGGCCGGACCCGACCCGGCCCGGCAGGGGGGAGCGGAGCGGGAGGCGCGGGAACGGAGCGGUUCCUCCCGCUCACGUUUUUUCCCUUCGCUCCGGCGGCGCUCGCUGCGGCCCCGCGCUCGCUUCCCGUCGCCGCUCACCGCGCGGCUCGGGGCCAUGCCCGCCGCCCGCCUCUGGCUGCUGCCCGCCCUCUUGCUGCUGCUGCUCGGCCGCCGCCCCGCCGCCGCCGAGGGCGACGGAGCCCUGCGCCCGCCGGCUCCCGGGCGGCUGAGCCCUGCGGCGGACGACCGAACCCCCCCGACGGCCGCACCUCCAGCGCCGCGCGGAGCCGAACCCAACGCCUCCUGGGCGGCAGCGCUGCCCCAGGGCGGCGGGGAAGCGGGCAGAGGGCGGCCGCGUUCGGGUUCGCUCCCGAUGUGCACCGGGCAGACGGAGAUCAAGGAGACCUUCAAGUAUAUCAACACGGUGGUGUCAUGCCUGGUGUUCGUCCUGGGCAUCAUCGGCAACUCCACGCUGUUGCGGAUCAUCUACAAGAACAAGUGCAUGAGGAACGGCCCCAACAUCCUCAUCGCCAGCCUGGCCCUGGGUGACUUGCUGCACAUCAUCAUCGACAUCCCCAUCAGCGUCUACAAGCUACUUGCAGAGGACUGGCCCUUUGGUGUCGAAAUGUGUAAAUUAGUGCCCUUCAUUCAAAAGGCAUCAGUGGGCAUCACAGUGUUGAGUUUGUGUGCCCUCAGUAUAGACAGGUACCGAGCAGUUGCUUCUUGGAGUCGAAUUAAAGGAAUUGGAGUGCCAAGGUGGACUGCUGUUGAAAUUGUACUCAUCUGGGUUAUAUCGGUGGUAUUGGCUGUUCCUGAAGCUAUUGCAUUUGACAUGAUAACAAUGGAGUACAGGGGAAAGGAUCUCAGAAUCUGCCUGCUUCACCCCACACAGAAAACAUCCUUUAUGAUGUUUUACAAGAAAGCUAAAGACUGGUGGCUGUUCAGCUUUUAUUUCUGUCUGCCACUGGCUAUCACAGCACUUUUCUAUACUCUCAUGACCUGUGAGAUGUUACGAAAGAAAAGUGGGAUGCAGAUUGCUUUAAAUGAUCACUUAAAACAGAGACGCGAGGUGGCCAAGACUGUGUUCUGCCUGGUACUUGUUUUUGCCUUGUGUUGGCUUCCACUUCAUUUAAGCAGAAUAUUGAAACUCACUAUUUAUGAUCAAAAGGACCCCAAUAGAUGUGAACUUUUAAGCUUUUUUCUUGUAAUGGACUACAUUGGCAUUAACAUGGCCUCACUGAAUUCCUGCAUCAACCCAAUUGCUCUAUAUUUGGUGAGCAAGAGAUUCCAAAACUGCUUUAAGUCAUGUUUGUGUUGCUGGUGCCAAUCCAAAGAUCUGUUGUCCCUGGAGGAAAGACAGUCGUGUUUAAAGUUCAAAGCUAAUGAUCACGGAUACGAUAACUUCCGUUCCAGUAACAAGUACAGCUCCUCAUAAAGCAGGCAUAAAAAGUAUAUUCUCAUAUAUUGACACUGGUGCCUUUUGAAGAAAAAGUGGCAAUUACUUUUAAUGAGACGGUAGCAUUCAGAAAACUCUAGUUUUGUUUUUGCACAAAGAAGACUUCAUAAAAAGAAUUGCCCAAAAUCUGCGUAACUCUCAAAAUCAUCAACAUUUAUAAUGUUAUCAUUUAUAAAACAUGAAGAAAAGCAUAAAAAGUCAUUGUUAGCACUUGAAUCCUUCUCAAUCAGCACUUCCGAAUGAUCCCUACUUCCUGUAUAUUAAAUCAUCAUUUGUAUUCACUGUAACAGUUGUAGGAACUGGAGUCACAGUAAUUACUAAGCAGUAUAAUAAUAUAACUUUAAUUGGGUCAAAGCCAGUAUUAUGUGUAACUCAAUAUAUUAUCUUUUAUAAAGCAGAUUAACCAGCAUCACUGUUGUUUUGUUCUUGGUUUUUUUAUUUUUAUUUUUAAAUAAAACCUGAAAUUGUUGUAAUACAAGUUUAAAUGUAAAGAAGUAGAACUUUUUAUCCGGGUUUUAUAGAAGUAGUUAAUGAAUUAUUAAAAGAUGCAGUCAAAUUGAAAGUGU